GCCAAGCGGGCUCAGGGCACCGACAAACUUACUGACGAUAGCUCUGAGCUUUGGUAUGGCUCCAUCUCUGUUGGCACCCCUGCCACGACCUUCACCGUCGACUUCGACACUGGCUCGUCCGAUCUUUUCCUCCCCGGGCCCAGCUGCGGCUCCACCUGCUCCGGCCACUCGAAGUACAACCCCUCCUCUUCCUCGACCGCCAAGAGCCUUGGAGAGUCGUUCUCACUCGAAUACGGUGAUGGCUCGACCGUGUCGGGCACCCAGUACACCGACACUGUCUCCAUUGCCGGUCUUACCGUGACUGGUCAAACUCUUGGUGCCGCCAAGACGUACUCGACGGGCUUCGAGUCGUCCCAGUUCCCCGCUGACGGUUUGAUGGGCAUGGCCUUCCAGUCCAUCUCGGACUACAACGCUUCGCCUGUAUUCCAGACUCUCGUCUCGCAGGGCAAGACCACCUCACCCGUCUUCGGCUUCAAGCUCACCUCAUCUGGUGCCGGCUUGACCAUCGGCGGAGUCGACAGCUCGGCGUACACUGGCAAAUUCCAUUACACCGACGUUACCCAAGAGGGUUACUGGCAGGUCACGACCGAUUCGGUCAACGUCGACGACCAGGCAAUCCAGUCUAGCAUCGCCUCGGUUGUGGACAGCGGCACAACGCUCAUUGUCGCACCUACCGACGAUGUCCAGAACUUCUAUGAGCAGAUUGGUGGACAGGAUGCCUCGAGCACUGUCGGCGAGGGCUUCUACACUCUCCCUUGCGACAACUUCCCUUCCGCCUCGGUGUCCAUUGCCGGCACGACCAUCGACAUCUCGUCGACGUUCAACCUCGGUCAAGUCAGUGAAGGUUCGAGCGAUUGUGUUGGUGCCCUCGCUGGUCAAGACACCCCUGACAACCUCUGGAUUCUUGGCGACGUGUUCAUGUCGAACACCUACACUGAGUUCGACUACGGCAACAGCCGUGUUGGCUUCGCCACCCUUGCUUAA
Molecule: messenger RNA, 984 nt
Organism: Coniophora puteana RWD-64-598 SS2
Lineage: Eukaryota; Fungi; Basidiomycota; Agaricomycetes; Boletales; Coniophoraceae
Product: peptidase A1
Exons: 3
Biological process (GO): proteolysis
Molecular function (GO): aspartic-type endopeptidase activity
Source: RefSeq, a predicted model, not a curated record